Molecule: messenger RNA, 1098 nt
Organism: Oppiella nova
Lineage: Eukaryota; Metazoa; Arthropoda; Arachnida; Sarcoptiformes; Oppiidae
Source: the annotation of a GenBank genome assembly
GUGAAGGGAAAGGAGUUCUACUAUAACGGACAGAAGGUGUUCCUAUCGGGUGCUAACGUGGCCUGGAAUGAGAUCGGAAAGGAUUGGGGAAAUGGACAGUAUUGGAAACACAGGUCUAAAAUGAAUGAGUGGUUGUCCGGUAUCAACACUCAUGGAGGAAAUGUAGCCCGAGUUUGGCUCCACUGCGGAGGAGACAUAUCCCCACAGUUUGACUCAGUCCCCAUACAGCACCCUUGGCUAGUCGUCUUGCUACAGCAGUUUCUUGAAGUCCGGGAAUACCUGCUGCGCCUCUUUGUGUUGCAAAAGUAUCAUAAGUUAAACUCGAUUUUGAAGAAAGACGACGGCUUUAUAACCGAUGAGAAAAAGAUUGAGUCAUAUCUUGACAAAGCACUCAAACCUAUGGUCGAGGGGUUGAAAGGUAAGAAAGCAUUGGCCGCCUGGGAGAUAGAGAAUGAACCCGAGGGGGCAAUGGAUAUCUGGACCAAAGAGUCGGACCCCAACACUUGUUUCGACAUUUAUCGGUGGCAGAAGAGUAACAAAGGCAUGGGAUAUGAGUCCAAGUUUCCCAUUAAAAAAAUUCUUCGACUCUUCAAUUGGAUAUCGUCUGCCAUUCAUACCGCGGAUCCGUUAGCACUGGUAUCGGUCGGCACCUGGAAUCCCAAGACUAACACUCAUGAGUGCUCCGAUUGUUUCAACUUAUAUCAGGACCAGUGUUUGGUGGCCGCGGGAGGCAAAGCCAAUGGUGUUAUGGAUUUCUAUCAAAUCCAUUCAUAUGAGUGCGGACAGGAACACCCUAUCAAGAGGUCGGCCCAACAGUACGGUCUCGACAAACCCCUAAUGGUCGGCGAGUUCUCCACUAAGAGGUCGUGUGUCUCAGACUCGGCUGAAGUAUACAAACACUACUACUUCAGUGAAAUAAUUUGCAUAUAUUUGCUGGCAUACCUGUUCAGUGGGUCUGAUGCCUACCUACAGGUGAAGGGAAAGGAAUUCUACUAUAAGGGACAGAAGAUAUUCAUAUCGGGUGCUAACAUAGCGUGGAACCGAUUGGGAAGUGAUUGGGGAAAUGGUGGCAAGUAUUGGGAGCACAGGACUAAAUGA